Messenger RNA from Medicago truncatula (barrel medic), 1115 nucleotides. Its product is annotated as probable LRR receptor-like serine/threonine-protein kinase At3g47570. Gene Ontology annotation, biological process: protein phosphorylation. The transcript is spliced from 3 exons. Gene Ontology annotation, cellular component: membrane. Gene Ontology annotation, molecular function: protein kinase activity; ATP binding. NCBI's taxonomy places the organism in Eukaryota, Viridiplantae, Streptophyta, Magnoliopsida, Fabales, Fabaceae. Bases 87 to 1115 code for a protein of 342 amino acids. The record is from RefSeq and is a predicted model, not a curated record.
AAAAACAUAAUUUCAAGUUGAUAGCAGUGAUAUUUAGUGUGAUUUUUUUUUUGCUCAUACUUUCAUUUGUUAUUUCUAUCUGCUGGAUGAGGAAGAGAAACCAAAAACCAUCCUUUGAUUCACCAACUAUUGAUCAACUAGCUAAGGUUUCAUAUCAAGACUUACACCGAGGAACCGAUGGGUUCUCAGAAAGAAACUUGAUUGGAUCAGGAAGUUUUGGUUCUGUGUACAAAGGAAAUCUUGUGUCAGAAGACAAUGUUGUUGCCGUAAAGGUCUUGAACCUCAAAAAGAAGGGAGCUCACAAGAGUUUCAUUGUUGAAUGUAAUGCACUAAAAAAUAUCAGACACCGAAAUCUAGUGAAGAUAUUAACAUGUUGUUCUAGUACAGAUUACAAAGGUCAAACUUUUAAAGCUCUAGUUUUUGAUUACAUGAAAAAUGGAAGCUUAGAACAAUGGUUGCAUCUUGAGAUUUUAAAUGCAGAUCAUCCAAGAACAUUGGACCUUGGUCAUAGAUUAAACAUCAUGAUCGAUGUCGCCACUGCAUUACAUUAUCUUCACCAAGAAUGUGAACAAUUAAUCAUUCAUUGUGAUCUUAAGCCAAGCAAUGUCCUUCUUGAUGAUGACAUGGUUGCUCAUGUGACUGAUUUUGGCAUAGCAAAACUUGUCUCGGAUAUUGGCAUUACCUCUGAUAAGGAUACCAGUACAGUUGGAAUAAAAGGGAGCAUUGGCUAUGCUCCCCCAGAGUAUGGAAUGGGUUCUGAAGUGUCCACAUGUGGUGACAUGUAUAGCUUUGGAAUCCUUAUGUUGGAAAUGCUUACCGGUAGAAGACCCACUGAUGAAUUUUUUCAAGAUGGUCAAAAUCUGCAUAACUUUGUUGCAUCUUCAUUUCCUGACAAUCUUAUAAAGAUUUUGGAUCCACAUCUUGUAUCAAGAGAUGCAGAAGAUGGAAGCAUAGAGAAUCUUAUUCCUGCGGUAAAUGAAUGCUUAGUUUCUCUUUUCAGGAUUGGACUUGUUUGUACAAUGGAAUCACCGAUAGAAAGAAUGAAUAUUAUGGAUGUCACUAGAGAGCUCAACAUAAUCAGAAAGACAUUUCUCUCUGGUGUUCACACUCAUUAG